AUGAACACGGCUUCGACAGCCUUCCGGCUGCUAGUUUUACUAUGCGUCCUGGUUAUGAUCUUGUUGUCUCUGCUUUCGUUCACCUUUAUCUCGCCACGGAAGACCCUCCACGCGACACCUAUAAACCUUACCGCGCCUUCCCUGAAACCAACGGAUCCGAUGUACUUAGCGGCCUGCGUGCCCAUGUCGAAGGACCUUGCGACUCUUCCCGAGUUUAUACUACAUCACUAUGCCCAUAUUGGCAUUCAAAGGUUUUAUCUGGUGGAUCAGUCAGAGGAGGGUGGAGUUUCCAACCAUUAUCACGAAUUGCCAUUAAAUGCCUCGUAUAUAACUUGGCUUGGGACACCACCCGCUACGGAUAACGAAACCGCUCAGUUUGCGGCAUACAACGCCUGUCAAUCUCGCUAUGGCAGCCUACAUGCUUGGAUUGCAUAUCUGGAUGUCGACGAGUUCAUUGAACAGAAACGGAAGGAUGUUACGCUCCAAAAUUUCCUCCAUUCGAUGGAUAAAAACGCCACGGUUGGAGCUUUGGGGAUCAACAUGCUCCUUCAUACCAAUAACAGCCAUAUCCUUAAGCCCGAGGGAACUCUUCGAGCAGCUUUUACCGAGUGUGUUUCGUCAGAUAUGGAAAAAUCGCCAAAUGCUCAUAUCAAGAGUAUCGUGAAGACAAAGUACUACGAGAAACCUCGGACGGACCAUAACUUUAUUACUAAGAGCGAAUCCCUGACUGUGGGAGAAAAGGGUGAUAAAGUACCUUUUAUCUUCCGGCGGCCCAUCACAACGGAUCUUUUCGCGAUACAUCACUAUGCGAUCAGGAGUCGGGAGCAGUUUAACGUCAGGGUGAAAAACGGUGAGGUCGAGGAGCCACGGACUUUCCCGAACAUGAUGGACUGGUGGGAUGCAGUAGGGAAGAUGCCGAAGAUGAAAUGUGAUAGUAUGGCGAAACUGAAGCCCUGA
Molecule: messenger RNA, 957 nt
Organism: Orbilia oligospora ATCC 24927
Lineage: Eukaryota; Fungi; Ascomycota; Orbiliomycetes; Orbiliales; Orbiliaceae
Exons: 1
Coding region: 1-957 (318 amino acids)
Source: RefSeq, a predicted model, not a curated record